AUGGCGGAUGGUAAGGUAGGGGGAGAGAGAGGAAACUAUGUCUCACCUCGGAGGGCUGGCUGUGCUGGACUGGGACUGCUAGAUGGCUUGAUCGCUGCUGGACCUGGGCCGCUGGACUCCGCUUCUCUGGUGGUGGUGCUUGUGCUUGGUGCCGCUGCCACCACUGCUGCUGGCGCUGCUGGUGCUGCUGAGGACUGGUACUGCUCCCGUCAAUUCUCGCGGGCUGACAUGCCCCCGCGUAAUGAUGUACGGGAGGGCCUCGCGAGGGACGAGUUUGGGUUGAAGAGGCGAGAGCUGCUGCGACGGACGGCGGAUGGUCCUGGGCUGGGGCCGGAGGACUGGGGAUGGAGUCUGGGAUGGGAAUUGGCGAAGCUCAGGGAGGGUCCUGAAGGUACGAGCGAACAAGCAGGCGAGCAGGGACGUCUGGCCUGGGUCUGGGUGCUCUCCCUCGCUGCUGCCCACUCAAUGUGA
This is a messenger RNA of Xylaria bambusicola, 471 nucleotides long. RefSeq lists its product as uncharacterized. The transcript is spliced from 2 exons. Bases 1 to 471 code for a protein of 156 amino acids. The record is from RefSeq and is a predicted model, not a curated record. NCBI's taxonomy places the organism in Eukaryota, Fungi, Ascomycota, Sordariomycetes, Xylariales, Xylariaceae.